Suillus subalutaceus is the source of this 894-nucleotide messenger RNA. RefSeq lists its product as uncharacterized. The transcript is spliced from 2 exons. The record is from RefSeq and is a predicted model, not a curated record. Lineage: Eukaryota; Fungi; Basidiomycota; Agaricomycetes; Boletales; Suillaceae. The annotation marks the transcript as partial.
CUUCCGCCCUCUCUUUUGCAUUGGGAUGAUGCCCUCAAGACUUGCAACAAGGAUUCAUCUCGCGUGCACAUGCCCUACACCAUUGAUCGGGGAUACAGAUUCCCUGAACCUGCUCUCCUCCUCAGUCCCAAGCUGCCAGAGCAUCUCCAGGGUUAUAUUGCCGCCUGGCUCACCUGUCGUCUGCUAUGGAUCAGCCGAGUUGAUCAUGACCCGCCACGCAACUACCCUUCGCCACAGCUCUGGUGCGACUUCCUCGGCAGCGGACUUACAACCCAAUUGCUUGGCGCAGCGCCCAAAGGCAAGGAUCCUGAAAAGAAGGGUCUUACAGCGGCGGAGAAGCGAAAGGCCGUAAUGAGGGACUUAUUUGGUGAUGACGUGUUGGAGACUCAGGGAGAUCUGUUUGCACCAGAAGGAUCGGUAGAAUUUCACGGCGAACAAGUGUCGGUUGCCAGUCUCGCUAACCCUCCACGGUGUCUCGCCCAAAGGAUCACAUGGGAGCUGUUUGAGCUUGGAUUCCAUUAUGAGCUGAGGGAUCUUGAUCACUACCUGGCCCACAAACAUUGGGCAGAUGAUCUAAUUGGUCGCGAGCAGCUUCUUCAUUCUAUCUUCCCGGGUGAGGCUGGUUUGGUCAUGUGGUCAGAGCAAUUUCCGGAGGACAACUACAGCAUGUGGAAUAACACCUUAAUUGGUGUCCUGCCUUACCUGGAGAAAUUCCGCAAACUCAUCUGUGCUUGGGACGACGCUCUGCCGCUUCUGGUUGCCCCACUGACCCCAGGUAACUUCACAGAUACUAAGUAUUGGGAAGUCAUGCAUGCUGCGACUGCCUUUUAUGUGGAGACAUUCUUUCGUCGGUUUGGCAGGCCCCCCAUCGUUCCCCAUUCCAUCCCUUUGUAA